Molecule: messenger RNA, 934 nt
Organism: Paramecium sonneborni
Lineage: Eukaryota; Ciliophora; Oligohymenophorea; Peniculida; Parameciidae
Source: the annotation of a GenBank genome assembly
AAAAUGUAAAAAACAUUUGCUAUGGAUGUUCGAAAUAUUGGAGGUUUACGUGCAACAGCUGAUCAUCUUUAUAAACAUCAAAUUGCUGUUUAAAAUGCAAAGCCAUCUUUAAAUAUAAAGCCUCCAAAGCCUGUAUGAUUAUUUAUCAUGAAAGCCUUUAGAUUAAAAAUAGAGAUAAGAGAGUAAAUACAAUUCUGAAGAUGAUUUUAAUAAUGUAUUAAAAACAUUUAAAGCUGUUGUCUAAACAAAAAAAAUGUAAAAUUUUUAAUUUAUUUAAGUUUAGGAUUGACAACGAUUAGCCAUUUAUGAAAAAAAGAACUCCAAAUAAUAAAAAUAAAAAAGAAAAAUUUGAAUAAUAUGAGCAUGAAAUGAAUAUUAAAGCUUAGAAAAGAAGAAUAGGAAGUGCUGGUUCUAUGUAAGAAAGAAAAAAGAAUUAUUUUGAUCCUGUAGCACAUCCUCCUGUUUUUUUUAGAAGGGAAGGUCAAAAUUUAUCAAAUUGUCGACUAGAUAAUUUGAUGUAAUAUAUUGUAAUUUAUUUUAUAAUAAUUCUAAAGUCUAAAGAAUAAUAGUCAGGAGAAAAAAUAAAUUUAAGUGCAUCUAUGAAGAAAUGGUAAAGAGCUAAAUCUCCAAAUAAAAAAUCAAAAAUAAAAAUAAAUUAAUUUGUUGAAGUGGGAGAAAAAUAAGAUGGAGAAUUUGUUUAUGAUUUACCUAAAUUAAAAGGUUAAGAAAAAAAAGAUUAUUAUGAAUUAAAAAAAGAACUAAUAAGUAUGAUAAAUUUAUAAUUUUAGUGAUAAUAUUCAAACAUAGAAUCUAUAAAAGUGAAGAUUUAGAGGCUUUAUUUGGUAGAUUAUUAAUACAUAAUCCAUCAUUACAUAUGAUUUGGAUUGAAGAUAUCUUCAAUGAAAUAAGAGAAGAGUUUCUUGAUUUUGAAUGA